Molecule: messenger RNA, 551 nt
Organism: Symbiodinium sp. CCMP2456
Lineage: Eukaryota; Dinophyceae; Suessiales; Symbiodiniaceae
Source: the annotation of a GenBank genome assembly
GCCAGCGCUCCACGCAACAAAGCCAGCUCAUGGCAUCCAUUCUAUGUGACCCCGUGUGCAGCCAGCCUAGCAGCCGCCAGGAGAAUGCGCUCCGACGCAGAAGAGCCGAGCGAUGACGAGCGUGGCCGGACUCCAACUCGCGCGGAGACUCCUUUGGCGCCGGAAGACUCGACGCCUCAUUCCCCCGAGGCAGCAGAUGCUACUGUGGACCAGCCCGAUGCUGUGGACGCCGGGGAGGACGAGGAGGACGGGGACGGAAAGAGGCGGAAAGACACUCCCGAGGGCCUAGUCUGGGUCGUUCUCCAGAACUCCAAGGCUCCGGAAAAGUUCCGCUGCGUGAAGGCGCUCAUUCCGAAGGAGCUGUCUGUCACGGACAUACGGCGAGCUACCAGCAGCAAAGUGGGCUGCCCAUUCAAGGAGCUUCAACUUCAGAUCGACGGGGAGCACAUGUGGGCCGGCCGACUGCAACCGUUCCUCAAUGCAGAGGAUCGCGAGUACAAAGUGAAGUGGCGCAAAAUCAAUCGACUCGCGAAGUACAUCGAGCACAAGCA